Messenger RNA from Clunio marinus, 4084 nucleotides. The record is from the annotation of a GenBank genome assembly. NCBI's taxonomy places the organism in Eukaryota, Metazoa, Arthropoda, Insecta, Diptera, Chironomidae.
AUGAAAGAUUUGUGCGUGAAAAGAAAACAAUCCAGAUGGAAACAUUUGUUGAAGCAAAUCAACAUAAAUGGAAUUUUGACAUUCAUAAACGAAUUUCCAGAAUUUCUUAAUAUUCCAUUUCCAAUCGAGUAUCCAUCAAUCAGUGCCUUUUAUUCGAACAUUGAUACAUCUAAUGGAGAUGGCUCCACGAAAAUUACAUAUUACGAGUCAAGCGAUGUUAAUCUUUUAAAUCGUGCUUCAAAUGUUGUUCGUGGCGCUUUUUCUAAUGCUCGCAAUUUCCAUGCUAAAUCGGUUCUGGUUGUUACUUGGAAUAAUGUUCCAAAAUGGCAAGGCGAAACUCAAGAACGUUUGUAUGAAAAAAAUACUUUCCAAGUCGCUAUCAUUUCAAAUGAUGAUGAAUCCUAUGUUGAGAUGUUGUAUCCCCAAGGAGGUAUUCAAUGGGUGCAAGCAGAAUUAGGCGAAUCUGGUCUUCCUGACAUUCGUGCACGUGCUGGUUUUAUUGCCCCUGAUGGUCGCUAUACUGCAUUAAAAGGAUCCGGGACUGAUAGAGUUCGUCAUUUGACUGAAACCUCGAACUAUGGUCAGUCAGGUCGUUGGCUUUAUCGUGUUGGAAAAGUAGAAGAAAAUGCGAAUAUUGAGGAACCUGACAUAGGUUCGCAGCAACAAGAAUCAGACCAGCCACGAUCAUGUGCAAGUGGUGGUCGUCUUCUUUGUCAUUCUUCAGCAACGUGUGAAGAUGCUCGUGAUGGUUUCUGUUGCAAAUGUAAUAACGAUUUCUAUGGAAAUGGCUACAGUUGCAUCAAAAACAAUGUUCCAAUUCGUGUUACUGGUCACAUUAAUGGCUUUAUUGAUUCCACUAACAUUUCAUCUCAACUUCAAGCAUACAUUGUUAUGGUUGACGGACGAGCUUAUACAGCAAUCAGUGCUUUACCAAGUGGUCUAGGAACAAAACUCCAACUUCUGGAAAUUAUUGGCGGUGUCAUUGGAUGGCUUUUUGCUAAACCAGUUGGAACAAUUCUCAAUGGUUAUCAAAUCACAGGUGGAAAAUUCAAUCAUUCAACAAAUAUUAGAUUUUCUAGUGGCGAAAAUCUACACAUAAGUCAGCGUUAUAUUGGCUUAAAUUUAUGGGAUCAAUUAGCAGCUGAAAUAGAGAUCAAUGGAAACAUUCCUUCAGUUCAUGAAGGUGUUAAAAUAACGAUGGAUGAGUUGAUUGAGGAGUAUAUGGUUAAUGGACCUAAUAGUAUUCAUUCACAAGCACAGCACAGUAUUCAGUUAUCGUCAGGUGAACCUGAUAUUGUAUAUACAAUUGAUCAGCAAAUCAAAUAUGAAACGUGUCCAUUUAUCGAACAAGCGGAUCGUGAAAACAAUAUUAAUGGUCGUUUAAAGACAUCGAAGAUUCAGCUCGGUUAUUAUUCACAAGAAAAUGCUGUUCGUAUAUCAACUGUCACAAAAAUUGGUAUUUCUGAUAGAACAAAUCCAUGUGCAGAAGGAACAGCACAAUGUGGGGAAAACACAAUUUGUGUCCCAACUCCCGAUGACCAUUAUGAAUGUCAAUGCAAGAAUGGUUUCACUUUCUCUGGUCCAUCAGAAGAUCGGGAUUUACCCCAAAAUUGUGUUGACAUCGAUGAAUGUAGAACUUCGCACAUUUGUUCAGAAUUUGCAGAAUGUUAUAACAGAAAUGGUGGCUACGACUGUAUUUGUUUACCUGGCUACACCGGUAAUGGUUACCAAUGUUCAAGAGUGUCAUCACAUCAUGAAACUACAACACCUUACUACACUCCUGCGAGAUGCAAUGAUUGUUCUGAAAAUGCUUUUUGCUUUGAAGGGAUUUGCACAUGCAAUGCUGGUUUCAUUGGAAAUGGACGUGAUUGUAGAAUGAUUUGCGCUCUUAAUGAAGUCUUUAAUGGUGCUACAUGUGUUAAGAUUGCGACAGCAGAAGAUGAUGAAGUCCAACCGUAUUGUACGCAGACUGGAUGUGUUUGCCCUCAUGGUUAUCGUAUGAUUGAAUAUGCUUUCAAAUCUGUCUGUCGUAUGGAAGAAGCAACUGAUGAAGAAAGUCAAACCACAGUCUCAUGCGAUGUCAUCAAUAACUGCCAUCCUUUCGCAAAUUGUGAAUUCGAUCAAACACUUUAUCGUUAUCAAUGCGUAUGUGGUCCGGGAUAUGAUGGAAAUGGUGUUGAUUGUAUUGAAAUCGAAGCAAAUUGUGCACAAGAAGAUAUUUGCGAUGUUCAUGCUGAUUGCGUGUACAACUCAACUGUAAGAAGAAGCUUUUGUGUAUGUCAUGAAGGAUAUGAUGGUUCUGGCAAGAGUUGUCAAGUCGUUGCUGAAUGUAAAAGUUCUACAGAUUGUGGUUAUCAUUCAAUUUGUAACAAUGGAAUUUGUGAAUGUGCAAGUGGAUAUGAACGAGAUAAUUCUGACUUAUGCGUUCCGGUUGGCUCUUGUAACGGAGCUUAUUGUGCUGAAAACGCCUAUUGUACUUUCAAUGAUAGAUUAAAGGUCAAUUAUUGUCAUUGUCCUGAAGGCUUUAUAGGCGAUGGAGUCAUUGAAUGUAAAUCAGUUCCCCCUCCUUGCAAUGUUAGAAAUAACUGCGGGCUUUAUGCCUCGUGCAUUCCAAAUUACAGAACUUCAUCAUAUGAAUGUGCAUGUAAUGAUGGAUAUAUUGGUGAUGGCUUCAUUUGUGCACUUGAACGUAAUUGCCACAAUAUUCCUGAAUUGUGCGAUGCUAACGCAAAUUGUGAGUCAACUUUAAAUGGCUGGAAAUGUGUAUGCAAUCAAGGAUUUAUUGGAAAUGGAACGAUUUGCAAGGAACCCCCUAAACUUGAAACAGGAUUUUUGAUUGUUUCGCAAGGUGUUGCCGCUGUUAAGGUUCCAUUAGGUGGCAACAAACGUGCUACACCAGUUUCAACUGCUAGCAUGGCAAUUGGAAUUGAUAAAGAUUGUGCAGAAGGUCGUGUUUAUUGGAGUGACAUUUCAGCGAAAGCAAUUUUCAGUUCAAAAUAUGACGGAACAGAGAAGACAUCGUUUAUCAACACCGACAUUAUGUCACCAGAAGGAAUUGCUAUUGAUUGGGUUUCAAGGCGCAUAUAUUGGACAGAUUCUGGAAAAGACACAAUUGAGGUUGCAAGUUUAGAUAAUUCAACGCUUAGAGCAGUUUUGGUCAAUCAUGGUUUAGUUAAUCCUCGUGGAAUUGCAGUCGAUCCAUAUCAAAAUAAAAUCUUCUGGUCGGAUUGGAAUCGUUUGGAUCCUAAAAUUGAGUGGGCCAAUCUUGAUGGAUCUGACCGUCGUACUCUGGCUAGUUCACCUCAAAUGCUGGCAAUCAAAAGAUUGAAUGUGAGUAUUGACACUUACUCUCAGCAACCAAGAAUAAUUGCUGACAAACUUGCUUAUCCUUUCGGACUUGCAAUAACCGAUGAACAAUACUUCUGGUCUGAUUGGACUACAAAGAAAAUUGAGUCAAUUGAUUUAAACGGAAAUCGUAAGUCUGGAAUACAAACACCACUUUUUAGUAGCCACAAGAUGUAUGGCAUGACAGCAGUCAUCGAUCGUUGUCCAGUUUAUUAUAGCUCUUGCAAUAUCAACAACGGAGAUUGUCCUAGCAAUCAUAUUUGUCUCGUCAACCCAUCAUCAACAUCUGGAAAGACAUGCAAAUGUCUUACACAUGCUGAUUGCAACAUCAAUGAUAUUGAUGAUCCUUAUGUAUCAAGAUUUUCUUAAAGAUUUUUAUAAUUUAAUCAAUCCUACUUUUUAAUAUUAAGUUGCAAGUUUCUAAAUAACCAAAAAUAGAACAUCAGACUAAAUAUUGAAAAUUAUUUUCUUUAUCUAAUUUCAUUGAAAAAAAAAAUUAUUGCAGACUUUCAUUAGUUUCAUUUAGUAGCCUUAGUUAUCGAGAAAAUAAAAGUAUAAAAGCAAAACUAGAUAAGAUCACACUGCUUAUUAGAUUUCAUUGCAUUUCUUCAACAAAGCUUUUCAAAUAUGUUUAAAACCCCUGAGAGUAAAUUAAUUAAAAACUAGUCCGAUGAAGAAAACAAAUAAAGAAAACCUUUUUUAGUUGUCUGUAAGCUUUCAUGGAUUUUAACAUUUCUUC